GGGGGGGGGGGGCUACCACAGCGGCGGCCCCAUGUUCUCCCCCAGCCAGGAGGAGCUGUGCGCGCUGAACAAGGAGCCCGUCAAGUACGGGGAGCUGGUGGUGCUGGGGUAUAAUGGAUCCCUCCCUAAUGGUGACAGGGGGCGCAGGAAAAGCAGAUUUGCCCUUUAUAAGCGACCCAAGGCAAAUGGAGUUAAACCCAGCACUGUUCAUGUCAUCUCUACUCCUCAAGCAUCAAAGGAGCACCAGAGACCUCCCCAGGGUUUGAGAUCCCUUCCUUCGUUGUCAAACAGACACAGAGGAAAAAGUUUUGAGACCACAGCUCAGUGUCCUGGCAGGUCACAGAGUGCAAUCAGCGCAAAAGGUCACCACAGUAUCUCUUUCACAUUAUCCAGAAGCCAGACAGUUAUAGUGGAAUAUAUUCAUGAUAAAGAUACAGACAUGUUUCAGGUUGGGAGGUCUACAGAAAGCCCCAUAGACUUUGUAGUAACAGAUACAAUUUCAGGAAAUCAAAAUAAUGAUGAAGCUCAGAUUACCCAGAGCACCAUCUCCCGAUUUGCCUGCAGGAUUGUUUGUGACAGGAGCCCACCAUACACAGCAAGGAUCUUUGCAGCUGGCUUUGACUCGUCUAAAAAUAUAUUUCUUGGUGAAAAAGCAGCCAAAUGGAAAAACCCCGAUGGCCACAUGGAUGGAUUGACAACCAACGGGGUGCUGGUGAUGCAUCCCAAAGGAGGCUUCACAGAGGAGUCCAAGCCCGGGGUGUGGCGGGAGAUCUCCGUCUGCGGGGACGUCUACACGCUCCGGGAGACCCGCUCUGCUCAGCAGAGAGGAAAACUGGUAGAGAACGAGACCAACAUCCUGCAGGACGGCUCCCUGAUCGACCUGUGCGGGGCCACGCUGCUGUGGCGGACGGCGGACGGGCUGCUGCACACGCCGACGCAGAAGCACAUCGAGGCGCUGCGGCAGGAGAUCAACGCGGCGCGGCCCCAGUGCCCCGUGGGGCUCAACACCUUGGCCUUCCCCAGCAUCAACCGCAAGGACGUGGUGGAGGAGAAGCAGCCCUGGGCCUACCUCAGCUGCGGCCACGUGCACGGCUACCACAGCUGGGGCCACCGCAGCGACACGGAGGCCAACGAGCGCGAGUGCCCCAUGUGCAGAACCGUGGGCCCCUACGUGCCGCUGUGGCUGGGCUGCGAGGCCGGCUUCUACGUGGACGCCGGGCCCCCCACGCACGCCUUCACGCCCUGCGGACACGUGUGCUCCGAGAAAUCCGCCAAGUACUGGUCGCAGAUCCCGCUGCCCCACGGGACUCACGCCUUCCACGCCGCCUGCCCCUUCUGCGCCACGCAGCUCGCCGGGGAGAACAACUGCGUCAAGCUCAUCUUCCAGGGCCCCGUCGACUGAGACGCGGCUCGGCGGUGACCACAAUAAAAGUUGUUUCUUUAACGGUUUACUGUGAAGAUUUUUGCCACUAACUCUAGGUUUUACCUUUUUUUAUGAUGUUGUUAAUAGGGGGUGGUAGGGUGGGGAUGGGGGAGGCGGUGAGGAAACGCGGCGGAGUUGGGAUACAUUGAUACCUGGAACUUGACAGAUAUCAGUGGUGUUGCAUGCUCGAAAGCAGCAUAUUCAUGGAGUCUUCUUGGUCAAAUUGUAGUAUAUUUGUAAUCUUUUUAUUAGUACCCUGGAUCAGAAAAAGGUGUCUUAAAUGAUUUUUUUAAGCUAAGAUUUUUUAAUGGAAAGGUUUUUUUCUUCUAAACUUUGACAAGCCUUUAAAACCUAUUUUUCAAAUCUAGAAGGAACGUGCAGAAUGUAACUGUCUUUAAUUUGCAAUAUAAUUUAACUUGAAUAGUUUCUCAAGGAGCAAAUGCAGAAUGUGUGGACAACCAUAGGUGAAUGUUCACUAGAGAUAAUUGGAUAUGUAAGAGAAAAAUUAGCUGCCUAAAGUGUAGAGGAUAAAAGCUAUUAAAAUAUCUAUUAUGGUAUAACACAGCUGGCCAAAAAGGCAUCAAAGAUUACUUGAAACUGAGGAAAUCCUGUUUGCAUUGAUUUCCUUUCAGUGUAGUAGAUAUCCACUGGCUAUUAGGUAUGGGAAAUGGCUGAUUAUUUUCUGUCUUUUUUUUUUUUCCAUUUAACCUGCAUCUGGUGAAACCACUUUACUCUUUUCCAUACUUAGCCCUGGGGUUUAAGCUGAUGUUCUGUGUAUGUGUAGUCUGGCCUUUUUAUUUCUGCUUUGCUUGCCCAGCACCUUUGGGUGAGUGGAGGCCAGAGAGUCCCAGAAUGGUUUGGGUUGGAAGGGACCUUAAAACUCAUCUCAUUCCACCCCUGCCAUGGGCAGGGACACC
Molecule: messenger RNA, 2340 nt
Organism: Ficedula albicollis (Collared flycatcher)
Lineage: Eukaryota; Metazoa; Chordata; Aves; Passeriformes; Muscicapidae
Gene: PELI2
Product: pellino E3 ubiquitin protein ligase family member 2
Exons: 7
Coding region: 32-1402 (456 amino acids)
Biological process (GO): protein polyubiquitination; regulation of Toll signaling pathway
Molecular function (GO): protein binding; ubiquitin protein ligase activity
Source: RefSeq, a predicted model, not a curated record